Dalotia coriaria is the source of this 2620-nucleotide messenger RNA. RefSeq names its product 5-hydroxytryptamine receptor 1A-like. The transcript is spliced from 3 exons. The coding region runs from base 690 to 1844 and encodes 384 amino acids. Lineage: Eukaryota; Metazoa; Arthropoda; Insecta; Coleoptera; Staphylinidae. Gene Ontology annotation, cellular component: dendrite; plasma membrane. The record is from RefSeq and is a predicted model, not a curated record. Gene Ontology annotation, biological process: chemical synaptic transmission; G protein-coupled receptor signaling pathway, coupled to cyclic nucleotide second messenger. Gene Ontology annotation, molecular function: G protein-coupled serotonin receptor activity; neurotransmitter receptor activity.
CUGGCGCAGUUCGAGCACGCGUCGGAUGCGUUAGUCGCUCGCCGGACGCAUAUCGUAAAAGACCACUACAAAAAUUCGCGCAAAAAAAAAUAAAAUAACUUGGUCAUCAACGCAUUUUUGCCUCAACCGGCCAAAACCGUGAAUCAUCAGUAUAUCGGAUAACCCCAAUCGGCGCGCGGUCGAUAACAAACUUUCAUUCCGAAAGACAACCGAGGAAUCAUUAAAAUGUAAUUACGCACACACAGCGUAAAUAAUACCAUAACAAUAAAAAAUAAACUACUACAAAAGUGUUGUGUGACAAAGUGUCUACCGGCCUGCAACCUUGAAAAAAAAUUCAAAUUCAUUCUUUGAUGUAAAACAAAUAAUAACGCAUAAAUCUCAUGGCUGACCAGAGUAUACUUCAAAUUUUCAACAAAUAAUAAUCGUAGUAAAACAUUCAACGCACGUUUGCAACCAUGUAAACUUUGUAAGGUGACUUAUUAAAACUCAAGUUUAAGGCUAGUCGAUAGAAAAUAAAACCAAGUGUCGUUUUCCAGUGGCAGUCACAUUGCGUGUUCAAGUGCAGUUUUGAACGGCGGCCAAAAAAAACCGCUUUCAAUGAACUUCAAUCGAAACAAUCAUCAAAGUAGUCUAAAUUUAAAGGAAUAUUUAAUCAAAAAAUGAAAAAUCCGUUAUAAAAACAUCACAGAAUGGCAGACCUCGAUAAAAACUACACUUUACAAUCAGUGAAUGGCACCAAUGGACCGGAAAUAGCUCCCGAGGUGAUUACGUGGAUCGUCAUCGACUCGAUCAUCAUAUGCCUAACGCUAGCCGGGAAUAUUCUGACAAUUUGCGCGAUCAAGUUGAGCAAAAAGAUUUCGGAACUGCUCUCGAACCGGUACAUCUUUAGUCUGGCGGUGAGCGAUCUGCUCGUGGGGCUGACACUGCCAUAUCAUCUGGCGUUCACCAUCGAUGAUUAUCUGGGAUCGCACGAGAGCACCUGCAUCCUGCGCUUCGUCCUUAUUAUAUUGGCAUGCAGCAGUUCUAUUUACAAUCUUCUUGCGAUUGCUGCUGAUCGAUAUAUUGCCAUUGUUUUGCCAUUUUUUUACAGCAGACAUAUGACAAGAAGAGUUGUCUGGUCAAUAGUUUUCUCUGGCUGGUGCUUGUCCAUCGGCAUCGCAUCAAUGCCAAUCUACUGGAACACAUACGAGCCGGGCAAGUGCACACAGGACCACGUCCUGCCCGCACAAUACGUCAACUUCAUCAUCACCCCCAUGUUCCUCUCCAUCUGGCUGGCGAUGUCCGUGCUAUACAUGCGAAUAUGGCGCGAGGCAGCCGAACAUGCAAAACGCCUCCGCACCGCAGCCAAUUUCCCCGGCGCCAGCGCCAAGCAACGCAAAUCUCUCAAAGAAAACAAAUCCGUACAGAUGGUUUUAUUGAUACUCGGCUGUUUUUCGCUCUGCUGGUUUCCCUACUUCUUUGUGUUAACUUAUAUGCGAUUAUACAACGGCAGAAGUCUACCAGAAGUCUACGAAGCCGUCUUUACACUAGCUGUGAGCAACUCCUGGAUGAAUCCACUCAUCUACGCGUGGAAGAGUAAAAACUAUCGGAAUGCAUUCUGGUGUCUGCUAAAGUGUAAAUCACCGCGAAAUCUCAACAAGGAGCCAAACUUCAUCACUGAUCACAUUCCGGGUGAUAAAAGUCGCAAAAAUAAUAACCCUGCUGAGCGUUCAAGUGAUAACAAUCUCCGAAUAGAGAUACAAUUACAGGAAGAUUUUAAACAAGCGAAAAACGGUAAGAAUCUCGAUAAACAACAAGAAGAAAUGCAGCAUAGUGAUGGUACAGUUACAACAUGCAUCAACUAAACAAAAAACAACAUCCAAUAUGUACUUAAUCACUAACCUAACACAUUUUAUACACGCGAUGAUUUGCGAUGUGAAUUCAUGCAGCUGUGGAUGGUAUUCGGCCGUUUUUUUCAAACACGACCGAUAACCUCAUCGCGCACGAAAAUAGUAUUUCCAUACAGGAACGUAUUACAGGUUGUUUUUUUUUUUGAAACAACAGUCAAACUCCAAAGUAUUACAAUGUAUUACUUAUACUACGCAUUAUAUUAAAAUCUCCAAACAAGUUGAAGUAUUUCGAAAAAAACUACGGGCCUGCACCUGAUAAGCGCGCUAAUCGGGUGCAUGCGAUACGUUCGCGGAUAUGAGCAACGGAUCAAUCAAAUUUGUUUACGACACCUCCCGAAACAGUGAUAAGGAACCAACGCGAUGGGCCAUCAUCGCCGAUAUUACUAGCUUUAUAAAUAAAUUUGUUCUAGCGAUAAGUACCUACAACGAGUACCUGUUUGUUUACUGCAUCGUAAUUGUUUUAAUGGGAGUGAAUUACAACGCGCCGCGCGUCAAGAAACCAGUACACAAUUAUGACGAUCAGAGUGAUAAUGAUUGCGAUGAGAGUGUAAAUAUUUUCUCGCGGUGGUAUUUUAUUUGCAAAUGUGCAUUUAAUGUUAAUUGCUGUGUUAUUUAAUUUAUUGCUAAUUGGUACGACGGGUAUAUUUAUAUUACAGUAUUUUUAGAAAUUAAUUGUAAAGAAAUUUGAAAAGAUAUUAAAAACUAAUAAAUGUUGAAGCAAAAUGAAAAAA